UUGUUUGCAUGUAAAAUAUAGCAAAAACGACGAAACAUGUAUAACCCUUCAAAAAUGAAAAGUGUGAUAUUUUAGCAAAUGAAAGAGAGAGAGAGAGAGAGGUGGGUGUGGUGGAAGCGCGCUCUAUCUCAAAAACUCUGUUUGGGGGAAACUCUCUCCUUGUCCUCAACAAUUCAAUACCGUACAAAAAUUCACAUAAUAAAGCUCUCUCUCCCUUGUCAUUCUUCCACCUUUGAAUCUUUCUCUCUUUUUCUCUCCGCACCAUCCCCAGAUGUCCUCCGACAGGAUACUGUGCAAGUUCUUUGUCCAUGGCUCAUGCUUGAAAGGGGAUAAUUGUGGAUUUUCCCAUGACUCUAAGGAUCCGCCUAAUAAUGUUUGCACAUUCUACCAAAAAGGAAUGUGUUUUUACGGAAGUAGAUGUAGAUAUGAUCAUGUCAGAGCUUCUUCCGAUCUUCCUACACCACCUCUUACCUCUGAUUCUGAGUCUCUGGAUCGCUCUUUAUCCACCGCUCCCUCUAUGAGUUUUCAACGCCAAGGCUAUGAUGGGGACGGUAAUAACCACGGUGACAAAUCCUCUAGCGUCUAUUGUGUCCAUCCAAGAGAAUACCCACUCUGCUCAUUUGCUGCCGCUGGUGACUGCCCGCGAGGUAACCAGUGCCCUCAUAUGCAUGGAGACCUCUGCGCUACUUGUGGCAAGAAGUGUUUGCAUCCUUUUAGACCCGAAGAACGAGAAGAGCACACUAAAGAAUGCGAGAAGAAGCAAAAGCACAUCGAGGCUUUGAAACAAAGUCAAGAUAUCGAGUGUAGUGUGUGCUUGGAUCGUAUCUUGUCAAAGGCCACUCCAGGGGAAAGGAAGUUUGGGCUGUUGACUGAAUGUGAUCACCCGUUUUGUAUACAGUGCAUUCGUAAUUGGCGUAGCAGUGCUCCUGUUUCAGGAAUGGAUGUCAACAGUACGUUGAGAGCCUGUCCUAUAUGUCGCAAACUCUCUUAUUUUGUUGUCCCCAGUGUUGUCUGGUACUCUACUCCUGAAGAGAAAAAGGAAAUUAUCGACAUAUACAAGGCAAAACUGAGAUCAAUCGACUGUAAGCAUUUUAACUUUGGAAACGGAAGCUGCCCAUUUGGAGCAAGUUGUUUCUAUAAGCAUGCAUAUCCUGAUGGUCACUUGGAGGAAGUUGUUUUAAGGCAUCUUGGUUCUCAAGAAGGAGACAGUAUCAGGCUAUCAGAGUUACUUGGUGGCCUGCAGAUUUUCUAAAAUAUGCUUCCCCGGAUAAUCGAAAAAAACAAGGUGGGGAUGACAAACUUAUUUCUUAUCAAACUCAUAUUUAUUCUGAGUUUUGACAAUUCUCUCAAGUAAGAUAUGGAGACAUACAUGCUCAGAGAGGAUGAUAGUUAAAUAGAUAUCAGGACACAGAAGAAACUCUCAAAGUAAUAAUAUUUUAGAUAGGUAAAUGUAUUACUACACAAUUAUGUAAAUAAAAAAGUGUGAAUAAAGAUAAUGUAAAUAAUGGUUUCAGAACAAUCCAUGUGAAAGAUUUUUGAGAUAAUAAAAAGGUUCUCUGAGUUUCUUCUA
Molecule: messenger RNA, 1570 nt
Organism: Capsella rubella
Lineage: Eukaryota; Viridiplantae; Streptophyta; Magnoliopsida; Brassicales; Brassicaceae
Product: E3 ubiquitin-protein ligase makorin
Exons: 8
Coding region: 272-1252 (326 amino acids)
Biological process (GO): protein polyubiquitination
Molecular function (GO): ubiquitin protein ligase activity; metal ion binding
Source: RefSeq, a predicted model, not a curated record